CAUGUAAUUCAGCUACAAAAUUUUCAGUUUUUUGUUUGGCAAAAAUAGAAAGGCAAAUCCCCAAAGCCCUUUGGAUUAAAUGGUUUUAAUUAUAGUAAAUUUGACUUGCCCUUUUGUUUUACCUUAAUCUACUUUUGCUAGUUUGUGGAUGCUUUCCCUUUUCGUAUUUUCUCUCUAUUUUGAUCAUCUUCCAACAGAUCGGCUUCAGAUGGGUGAGGUAGUCUCUACAAUUCCAAGUAGGUUUGCCUUUGCCGGCUAUUCUCUCAAUUCUUUUUUAUCAUUCUUGUUUUGGGUUUUCAUUUUUUUUCUAAAUGACUGACAGCUUCGAAGCGCCAUUUUUUUGAACUCUUUUUUUGCAGCAAGCAAUGGCCCCAAAAGGUAUUUGGAUUUUAGCUUUUACUGGUUUUAGUUUCAUUGGACGUAAUUGUUAACUCGAUGAUGACUCUCAAGCAAAUGCAUCAAAGCUAAAAGUUUAUAUUACUGGUUCAUUGUUUUUAUAGUUUUAAAAGUUGUAUCUUUGGGUUUAUUAUGGUUCAUUAUUUUUUAUUGGAAUAUGUAGUUGCUGCCCUCUUUGAAUGUCAGUAGAAGCCAGCCAAUUACAAUAUCUUUUGAAGUGAUUUGUGUUAGAUAUUAUUUUUGCAAUGGCAUUUGUGUAUGCAGGGGCGAAUCCAUAAUUUAUUUUAGGGGCCAAAAUUGAAUUGUAAUUUUCUGAGAUGUCAAAUAUAUAUUUUAUCAUAUAUUAGUUUAUGAUUUUAUAAUUUUUGAAAGGAUUAAGUAUACUAUUUUUCCAUUUUUUGAGGGGGCUAAAGCAUAAUUUUCCUUUAUAUUGAUUUAUAAUUUGGUCAUAUGUAAGGGGUUAUAAUUUGAUCAUAUUAUUGGUUUAUCAACUGUACAAAAAUAAUUAGAAUCAUGUUAAUGAGUUGAUAUGUAGGGAUUUCUUUGACUGGUUAGAGCAAUUCUUAUGAAAUACAAAAUUACAAAUGAUUCUUUUAGUAAAAACAAAGGAAGAUUAGUUGAUGUUGACAAGCUGUAUAUUAUAAAACUAAUGGUGGAAUGGAUCUUUUAUCCUUAAUCAAGCUAACUUCAAAGUAUAAUUGCAUAAUAUGGGUACUUCUGAAAUUUGAAAUUUACUAUUUCUAAAGAGCACCAAAACCAGAUUUUCAUUUUUUAUUAUUUUUUCUUUUCUGGGUUUUGUAUUUAAUAUAUAUAUACAGUCACAAAGAGCUCUCUUUGUUUUUUUAGCUGCUGUUGCUUUCUUUUUGCCACCAUUUCUUUUCUUUUUCAUGGUCUCUCAUUUUACCAUUUGUUGCCUUCACCAUGGAGAUGGAGAAAAGGCUUCUCUUUUCACUUCUUUUAUUCUAGCUGCUUCUUCUUUUGGAUUCCUCUUCAGCUCAGAUGCAAGAUUUAGGACUAAGACAACCAAGGUUAGAAGGGGAAGAAUAUUUAUCAAUUAUUGAUGAGUUCAUCGAAGCGGUUUUAACACGUUGGCCUAAGGCUAUUGUACAGUUUGAGGAUUUUCAAAUGAAGUGGGCCUUUAAAACUCUGAAACGCUAUCGGGAAAGGUUUUGCAUGUUUAAUGAUGACGUACAGGUAACUGCUGGAGUUGCACUUGCUGGAUUGUUAGGAACUGUAAGAGAACAAGGUUGAUCUUUGGAUGAUUUUCCAAACCACAAGAUUGCUGUGGUGGGAGCUGGAAGUGCAGGGCUUGGUGUUCUUAGCAUGGCUGUUCAUCCUAUUUGUGCAAAGCCUUUUAUGUUCUUUUAG
Gossypium raimondii (Peruvian cotton) is the source of this 1764-nucleotide messenger RNA. RefSeq names its product NAD-dependent malic enzyme 59 kDa isoform, mitochondrial. NCBI's taxonomy places the organism in Eukaryota, Viridiplantae, Streptophyta, Magnoliopsida, Malvales, Malvaceae. Gene Ontology annotation, cellular component: mitochondrion. The transcript has 5 exons. The record is from RefSeq and is a predicted model, not a curated record. Gene Ontology annotation, biological process: malate metabolic process; pyruvate metabolic process. Gene Ontology annotation, molecular function: malate dehydrogenase (decarboxylating) (NAD+) activity; NAD binding.